Peronospora matthiolae is the source of this 300-nucleotide messenger RNA. The record is from the annotation of a GenBank genome assembly. NCBI's taxonomy places the organism in Eukaryota, Oomycota, Peronosporomycetes, Peronosporales, Peronosporaceae.
AUGCGGUGCGCGAACAAGGCCGCUGAGAGUGCGUCUGCACGUCUCUGUGCAGACGCCGAAGCAGAAACCGCUGCAACUGAUGUGUCAUCGGUUGCUGAAGCGACUCAGCCUGUGUCAUCUGGUGAUGCAGGCGCUCGUCAUGAAGACACUCAUGUCUUCACAGAGUAUGAGCUCGGUGUCUCAUCCUCUCCUGAUACGGAAGACGGAUCCAUAUCGAAGGCGGUUGAAACCAAGCCGCCUGCCAAGCGUGGUAUGGAUGAUGCUACGCGUCGUAGCAUAUUUGGUUCAUCUGAUGAAUGA